AUGGCCGAGAAGCAGGAAGAAGAGGACGUUCCGAUCUCUUCACAAGGCUUGACAUGUCCACUGUGUUUUGGUAUCUUCGACGAUGCAACCCUCUUGACCUCUUGCGGACAUACCUUCUGUCGACCCUGUCUCAGGAAAUAUGACCUAUCCCACCAGGAUCUUGAUCACAUGGUCUGCCCUCUCUGCAGGACAGUGACGAAGUUGUCCUCAAACCGGGUCGACGAUCUCCUCCCCAAUGUAACGGUCAACGGACUCGUGGACGACCACCGUGCCAGGUCUGGAGGGGGCAGUGCGAUACUGGAGAUGCGGCAAAAGUGCACUGUCUGCAACCUCCAGGUAGAGGCCAUCGCUUUCUGCAGUACAUGCGAUGCAUACAUGUGUGAUCAAUGCUGCGUUGGCCACAAACAACUGAAGCUGUUCUUCGAAGGUCAUGAGAUCGUAUCUAUCCAGGAUAUCGUUGAGGGAAAUUCUAAACCUGGUUACCCCUCCGAGAAAUGUUCCGUCCACAGACAAGAGAACAAACAUAUUUUCUGUCAGAAUUGUAAGAUACGCGUCUGUUUCAAGUGCGUCAUCAUCGAUCAUCGAGAUCACAAGAUACAAUCACAUGAGGACUUCGAAAAGGAAAUGCAGGUUAAGGUGAGUGGUCUUCUCCAUCGUUGUACAGCAAAGCAAUCAGAACUGGAGAAGAACAUUCAGACUGUGGAGACACAUCGUCAUGAAGCACAUAGUGCUCUUCAGCUACUACGUGAAGAUGUCAGCCAAGCCUGUCAUACCAAGGUCAAGCAACUAGAAGAUAACCGAGGUGCACUCGUUGAGAAAAUCGAUGCUCUGGAGCGUAGUUUUGAUGAAGCCCUCAACGUUGUCAAAUCGAAUGAUGAACAGAUGAUCAAGAGCAUUUGUAGUUCGGUAGAUCUUGUGGGUAAACCUAGACUGGGAUGUCUUGAGGCGGACAGUCUUGUUGCUCACACAUUCCUUUGCGAAGGGAUCGAUGAAUUGCUAAAGGAGGUUAUUGAUCAAACAUCUGCAGCAACCAUACGGGAGAAGGCACAUAAGCAGAGAUUCAAGCCUGCAGAUGACACCAGUCUUGACCUUGGGGAUAUCUCAGAAACAGAUGCUGAGGCUGCACUGGAUGACAUGCUGAAGGGUGCUUCCGAUGACACUUCUGCAGCAACCAUAGGGGAGGAAGCCCAGAUUGCAGAAGAGGAUAUCACAACAGGGCUAUCCGUUCCACACAAACGGUUUGGUUCUUGUACUGCGCUCAUGUCUGCCAAGAACCUGACCGUCCUGGUGCUCAACCAUUAUUACCCCGGCUUUAGCAUGACUGCCAUCAUGGCGAUUUAG
Messenger RNA from Strongylocentrotus purpuratus (purple sea urchin), 1341 nucleotides. Its product is annotated as E3 ubiquitin-protein ligase Midline-1-like. Lineage: Eukaryota; Metazoa; Echinodermata; Echinoidea; Camarodonta; Strongylocentrotidae. Gene Ontology annotation, molecular function: zinc ion binding; ubiquitin-protein transferase activity. The record is from RefSeq and is a predicted model, not a curated record. Gene Ontology annotation, biological process: positive regulation of DNA-templated transcription. Gene Ontology annotation, cellular component: chromatin; nucleoplasm. The transcript is spliced from 3 exons. The coding region runs from base 1 to 1341 and encodes 446 amino acids.